Myxocyprinus asiaticus (Chinese sucker) is the source of this 3704-nucleotide messenger RNA. RefSeq names its product EF-hand domain-containing protein D2-like. The transcript is spliced from 4 exons. Gene Ontology annotation, molecular function: calcium ion binding. The coding region runs from base 296 to 994 and encodes 232 amino acids. The record is from RefSeq and is a predicted model, not a curated record. NCBI's taxonomy places the organism in Eukaryota, Metazoa, Chordata, Actinopteri, Cypriniformes, Catostomidae.
CAUAAGCACGAGCUUAUUUCACCGUCAGCGAUCACGGAGUUGUCAUUACACACGCACGAGCGCUGUCAGUUUGAACAGCUCGGCUUACAGACGUGUAUACCUUCACCGAGCAAUAAAUUCGAUGAUUUGCAUUCUAACACCUAUUUAACCGCAUGGUUAUCUGAAUCUGGAUUUUACGCACUGAACCUUAUAUGGACAGCGCGCUUUGCAGCACUCUGCGUGUUUUUUCCACGGUAUUUGCCCAGUAGAUAGUAAUUAAUCAAAAUAAAAAUUUAAAAUUUAAAAAAUUUAAAAAAUGGCAACGGACGAGCUUUCAUCGAAGCUGAACCGUCGGCUGCAGAUCGAGGAUGGCGCGCACGAGCCGGUGAAUUUGGACGGGGCUCACGAGAACGGAGCGCACGAGAAAGCGGCCACGGCCAGCGCGGAUUCGGAGCUGGGAGCGAAACUGCAGCGGCGCGGGGAGCUGAACGAGGGUGUUGGUGAACACCAGCAGCCCAGCAUGAAGGUGUCCAACCCAUACACCGAGUUCAAGGAGUUCUCGAGGAAACAGAUCAAAGACAUGGAGAAGAUGUUCAAACAGUAUGAUUCAGAGAAAGAUAACUUCAUCGAUCUGAUGGAGCUGAAGCUGAUGAUGGAGAAGCUCGGAGCACCACAGACUCACCUGGGGCUGAAGAACAUGAUCAAAGAAGUAGACGAGGACUUAGAUGGCAAACUCAGCUUCAGAGAGUUCCUUCUUAUCUUCAGAAAAGCAGCCGCAGGAGAGUUGGCUGAGGACAGUGGGCUUCAUGUCUUGGCACGCCUGUCAGAGAUUGAUGUGUCAACUGAGGGAGUGAAGGGAGCCAAGUCAUUCUUUGAGGCUAAAGUGCAAGCCAUUAAUGAAUCAAACCGGUUUGAGGCGGAAAUCCGUCAGGAGCAGGAGGAGAAGAAACGGCAGGCGGAGGAGAAGAAACACAGACAAGCUGCUUUUAAAGAGCUGAAGUCAGCCUUCAAAUAACCACACACACCUCAACAGCCUCAACUUACCACGUCUGUCUUUCGGUUCAUCAAAGAGCCCCCUAACCAUAGAUACUAUGCAAGGCUGUGAAAUGCUUCGAUAACCAUGCAGAUUCAUCUUCCUGUGAGAGGGAUACCUGUGUAGUUUGUGCUCAUAACUGGAUCUAACACAUCCAUCAUUGUUAAAAAAAAAAAAAAAAAAAAAAAAACAUUUUUUUUUUGCUUCUUUUAUCUUGCUCCCUCUCUCUCUCUGGCUCAUUUUGAAUGUGAAGCCAGACAUUGAUGUCAGUACACUGGAUUGGAUUUGUUCAAAUCUGUUUCAAUCGCAUGUUUUUAUAUGUACUGUACAUGUACUGUACAUGUACUGUAGUUCUUACAUCAUUGUUCUGUGUCAGUCUCAUUUUAGCUUGAAUGGCUUGUUUCAAAUCACUCGUGUCUUGUUCGCGUCAACGUUAAAGCGCAGUGGGUUGCUGAGAUUUCAUUUUAACGCUUUAAAAGGCAAUUUGGAGUUUUAAAGGGUUUUUAAUAAAUUGUAUGCCAUAUCCAAUCCUUUGCUUUCAUAUCAGUGGCAAUAGCACUAGUGUCAGACAUAAUUUCCUGUGUAAACAGGACAUGCUUUCACUGUACCGUUACUAAUUAAAUUUGCACGGUGUCUAUUUGAACAUGAAAGCACAAAGCAUUGGUGUACAUCCGGUUCAGACAUGCUCUCACAGAUACAUGAAAUAAUUAGAACUUAAAAUAGUCUGUAUUUUUUUCUAAGAGGUGAGAGAGAUGGAGAGUUAGAGCUGGGUGUAUGUGCAUGUGUGGUGAUGAUUGUAAUGGUGUUUGUUAAGAGUGUUUCUAUACUGUAUUUUUGGAUGGUCACUGUGAUGUCAUUUUCCUUUGACGUUAAAUGUGGCACACACAAGCUCACAAACUCAUCUAUAUAGUCAAAAUUGCAGUGAGAAUUAUGUAAAUUUGAAAGAAUUCUGGACCUCUGCAAUCUGUGCCUCCUUGUGUGCUAAACAAGGAAAUGUUAAAUCAGAGGGAUGAGUUAAAAUCAACUCCUCAACUCUGUUAAGUGUAAACUUCCAGCAUGGCUAAACUAAAUCAAGUUCUGGCUUGCAAAUAUUUAUCAUUGUAUGGCCAAUAUUCCAAGCCUUUCACAGCACCACAAGCACAGUGAAAUUAGGUGAAAGCAACAGUGUUUUGUUGUUAGAAUCAAGUCAUUAUUUGAUAGAGAAACAGGCAUGGCAAUUAUAAAGAGCCAGUACAUGUGUUCCAAUAUUGAAAAGAAGGAAAUGUCAAAUAUGUUUGAAUGGAAUCUGACAUAUUUUUUCCCAUUUUUUUGUAGUUUAAAAGAAAUACUAAUAGAUUUCACCAACAAAGUUUACUGUGAUCUAAAAAUGAGGGAAACAUUUCUAAUGGAUACCCAUAAAGGAAUCAUUCACAAGCCUGUAAUUGGUCAUGUAAUUGAGAAACUAAUGUAUAUGGCAGUACACUGUGGCUGAGGAAACAGAUGCUAUGUGUAAAACAAAUCUAUAUUUUCAUGUAAUGAAAAUUUUAAAUUUUAGUUUUGUAUGGAAAGGGGUCUUGUGAAAAGUGACAUUUUUAUUUUGUCUACAAUCUUGUCUCCCUUGUAUUCUACGUGUAUCAGAUACUUACAUUUUUUCAUGACAAUCUGUAAUACAUGCUGGCUAAAUGUUCAGAGUCACUGGUAACGUUCUUGUUUGCUCACUAGUUCUGUGGAAAUUCAAACAGUACAUGUAUGAAUAUUUGUCUCCCUAUCGUCCACUCUUACAGUGCAGCCAUGUUCAUGUUUUUCCUUUAAAAUUGUAAGUUACUGUUCCACUGAAAAGUAGUUUGAAUACUAGAUGUUAAAGAGUGAAAAAUAGUAAUGUAGUUGUUAGUGACUGGUGAAAGAGGAACCAAAGCCGACUGAUGAAACCAUUCAAACAGCUAGCUGCAAUCUGUUAGAAGCCAUAAACCAUUCUGUCAUUCCUUUUGAAAGAUUUUGGUUAUUCUAUUGUUAUGUUGUGCCAAAUGUAUUAGCAGUUCGGUACUGCGUUAGGCUUACAUCAGUAUAACAUUCUGCUGUACAUUUCUCAGAAAUCCAUCAUAACAUUUCUGAUCAACAGACCUAGAUUAAUCUGAACUAAUAUUCAAAGAGCGUUUUAGAAUUUGGUCUAAACAACACUGAUCUACAGUGUUCAUUAUUACGGUUUUGUUGUUAGUUUUAAUAAUAUUUAAGAACCCUGUUUAUAAUUUUGGUUUUAUAAUUAAUAUUUGUAUGUCUGAAUAAUUCAGCUCUGGCUGUAUUAUCACAAAGAUACAAUUUCCAUUUAGGAUUUCAGUAAAAAAAUCUGUUCUUUCCCAGGUAAAUAACAUAGUAAGAAAAAAACUAUUUUAUUUGAUCAUGUUUGUUGUUUAAUGUAAUGACAGAAGGAGGAGAAAAAACUGUUUUCUUAUGGAUUUUAUAAUAAUAUAUAUAUAUACCAUUCCAUUCUUCAUUUCAGCAAUCUGAAAAUGGUUGAGAGGGCCUUUAACCACCCUGACUAUAUCUGUACCUUACUGUCACUGUCUGUAUCAGUUGAAACUGGUGGUUAUUGUGUCAUACUCGUAUAGGCUUAUACAUAUUGAUAUGUGGCUUCUAUAUUAUGCACAUUUAUUUUGGAUUUUCUUACUAAAGUGUAUAAUUAUUCUUGUAACAAUAAAAGUAUUUUUAAUUUGAA